Messenger RNA from Paramuricea clavata, 2637 nucleotides. Lineage: Eukaryota; Metazoa; Cnidaria; Anthozoa; Malacalcyonacea; Plexauridae. The record is from the annotation of a GenBank genome assembly.
AUGAGAGGCAACAUAAACAAACUAAAGAUGCUAAUUCAUUAACUGUUGUUGUUGACCGCGUGCAGUUUAAAGGUAUCAUAGAAAUUUUAUAGUAUUUUUAUAUCUUCUAAAUACGCUGUUGUCCGAUUAUUUUGUCGGAAUAGAAUUUGGACGAGUGCCAGUCAAGGAAACUGUGCUGAAUACUAUUACUAGAAUGCCGGAGAAUACGUUAACAAGCUCUGGUCCGAUUGAUAUUUUUACAAAGCGUAAGAGAUCACGAUGCGAUUCAACAAGUAGCUUGUCUUCAAACAGUCCUCCAAUCCAGAGAACACUAGAACUCAAUGGCGUUAUAGAAGUUCUUAAAGAGUAUGAAAGUAUAGAAGGAAAUGACAUCAACUGCUGUAUGUGCGGUGAGUGUAUAUACGAUUUAUAGUUUAGUUUCACUUCUGAGCUUGAAACCAAAAUAAAAUUUUACCCGAGCUUGUGUGUGUGUGUUUACAUUCGUUUCCGAUUAAAGAUGUCUGCAGCAGUUGUUGAUUUUUACGCAGUCCAAUGUGUUCUGACACUUUAUUGUGACUGGUGAGCAAGAUAACUACAAGUAAUUGUAGACGGAAUUAACAGUAUUCUGUAAUGUUUGGAGAUUCUUAAUAUUAUCGAUGCAUAAUUUACGUAUAGAAGUAUUGGCGUGUAGUCACUGUAGUGAUAAUGUUGUCAACUAUUACACACUUACUGUAACACAUAACUUGAACCUUCAAGUUUAUCCUAGUUUUAUACCUUUUCGAAACAAACGAACGAAAUAAAUGAACUAUAUCACAUAGUUUUGUAUAACGCUUAGGUUUAAGAAAACAUUUUGAAUAUUAUACAAGUGUCUGGAUUAUAUUACAGUCUCGUGACUCGCAUUGUAGACACUUAAUUUUUAAUGGUUUUCAUUUUGAAACGAAACGAACUUAAAAGUUGUCGAAAACCUUAUUGCAUUGAGUUUAGAAUUUCAACAUAGAAAUAUAAUGUAAUAUAUAUUAUAUUAUGCCUAGAUUUUAAAUUAUUACUGAAGUCGGUACGAAUCUGGCGAGCAUAUAUAGCCAGACGCCCACAUCGUGUUCUCCACUGUGUCUGUGGACUCUCUGUGUGCACAUGUUAUAACACUAGGUAUAUUAUAUAUCUUUGUUGUAGGAAAAUCAUAUAAAGGAAAAGUGUGUUUUACAAAACAUCUGUGGGAACAUAGCGUUUAUUGGGAGACAUUUGACGGCGUGAAAAAUCAAGAACGCGUCCUUUCAAUUCAGGCUGCAAUCAUUUUAUCCAAUCCGUUUCUUGAGUUCCUAUUGGUCACUUCCCCAAGCUCGCAAGAGAAGAAAAAGGAAGACAUUAAUAAGGCUAGUGAAAAUAGCAAACAACAACAGUCAAAGAAGAAAAGAAAACGACCUUAUGUAGCAUUCAGUAAAGUCCAAGACUAACAAAGCAAUAUUGUUUUGUAGGUUAUAAAUCUGUAUAUAAACUAUCAGGCUGAGCCCUUAACCACUGACUGUUCUGGUUCACAAUUCGUUCAAGCUAUUUAAACUUUUCAUCACAAAUUUAUAGAAUAAAUCGUUAUCUUCCACAGCAGAGCCAGAGAUAACACCAAAGUGUAUUAACAACAAAGUGUAUUAACAACAAGCUAUAUUUUAAAUUAGCGGCCUCUUUCCUGGUAUAAAAGAAAACCGGAAACUCUCUUGUGUUAUGUUUUGAUUUGAAGUACAUUUUACAGACCAAAUCAAGAAUAGCAAUUAAGUUUGGUGAUCUUUCGGCCUUCGUAAUUUCUAAUUGCUGUUUGAGAAAGCUGCAAUACAGUACUCAGCAGCUGUGCCGUAACUGUAUCAGCAAUAUUAAUGGCAUUCGAAGAAUUUUUGAAUUAAGGAUUGCCUGUCAACACACACUUCCUGUGGAUUACAUUUCUGGCUGGUUUUCAAAAGAACCGCAUAGUUAAGGAUGUCUGUAACUAAUCUGCUUUAAUAUCUAUUUCUGGGCAUGUAUAUACUAUAUAUAUAUUAUAGUUUUUACUUAUAGUUUAUAAAUCGUUACGAUUUGUUGAUGUGUAUAGCUAUAUUUGUCGAUAACAUGCACGUUUGUCAGAAUUUUGAUUUUCCUGAACGGGAAACUUGGCACACGCACCGAUUUUACAUUUUCCGGCCGACGCAUCAUAUGAUUUCGGAAUGCGUUUUUGAGGCAUUCUUGAGAAGUCGGCUUUACACACAGUUCACCUAUGGUGUAGUUGAAUACAAUUUAUUUGCGUACCAUUUUGGUUUAGAAAUUUACAGUUUUGAUGAACAGUGUCAGUGAUAGACUAAACAUUGAGCAUCACUAUGGGAUAACCUACAAACGGUAUUGUACUUGUACACUACUCACUAUUGGAUAAUGAUUAUUCUAAUGCAAUUCAUCGUACUAAAGGUCUGGCAACGUGACUCAAUUUGGACUAAAGCUCGAGCCGGCCGGCUGAAAAUAAAAUCGUACCGUGUGACUGUAAUUUUAGGCUUUUGUAAAGUCAUUGACAUUGUACAUAAAAUGUGAACAAAUUAGUUUAAAUAAUCAUGUAUUGUAUAAAUUUAAUUGCCAGUUUUGUUAGAGAUUCAAAUGUUUGUUGAAAAGUUCUAUUAGUAUUAAAUUUCAAGUUGCAUUGCAAAACGU